Molecule: messenger RNA, 855 nt
Organism: Echinostoma caproni
Lineage: Eukaryota; Metazoa; Platyhelminthes; Trematoda; Plagiorchiida; Echinostomatidae
Source: the annotation of a GenBank genome assembly
UUGUCUUACAGGUCUGGCGUUCUAACCAAAGGCUCCUGGUAUGACUCCGAGGCCAUCCCCCUUCCUCGACCAGGGCAACCGGAAAAUAACAUGCCCACACAACCCAUGAACACAUUCUUCAAAUUUCCUUCUGUUCAUAUGUUGUGGCACAUUUGCCAGUUCUUUGCAGUUGAUGACGUGUUGAAUAAUAAUUAUAAUAAUAAUACCAUUGGCCAUCUUCUGUGGUUACUUUGCCUCAAAAGUUAUCGAUCUGAUUUGUGGUCACUUUCAAAUCAUCUGUUUGUCAUUUUACCUGAGCUUCCUGCACAAUGCAACAAUGCUCACACUUUCUAUCUACCCGGUGAUAUUGUGGCACACACAAUGAAUCGUUUCAUUCCUAGAUUCUUCUCCUGUCAGAUAUGUGCCUUCCAUUUUGCGGAGAAUUCAGCCAAUAUUGUACGACGCGGUGAGUCGGUGUUGUGGUUGAACGCAGUACACAAUCGUGUGAAUAGAAAUCUGAUGGGUUCCCCGACUGAGGAUCCGAGUGCCCCCAAGAUGGUCUAUCCACCUCGAUGGUUGUGUGCUCAAUGCUGGUCGCGAGAUCCGCAAAAUCCGACUGACUGGGUCCUUGGGGGUGAUGAUGAUAGCCGUGCGGCCUUGUUAUCCUUCCUGGUCGAUCGAUUCAAAUCGACUUUGAUCGUAAAUUUGAUUAUUUUGUUCGACGAAGUGAACUCUUUGAUCACUCUUGCACGUGAUCAUAGUGCACCGCAGAACACACAGACUCGAAACACGAUUACAAAGCCAGAUUCCAAUAGGGUGUGCUAUAUAUUCAGGACGUGUCUUUUCAGUGAAACAAAAAGCUGUUUACCGGUUUGA